Molecule: messenger RNA, 789 nt
Organism: Nematolebias whitei (Rio pearlfish)
Lineage: Eukaryota; Metazoa; Chordata; Actinopteri; Cyprinodontiformes; Rivulidae
Gene: pvalb3
Product: parvalbumin 3
Exons: 5
Coding region: 66-395 (109 amino acids)
Cellular component (GO): cytoplasm; nucleus
Molecular function (GO): calcium ion binding
Source: RefSeq, a predicted model, not a curated record
CACUGCAGCCAGCAGAUUCAUCUGAGCGAAUCCUCUCUAGCCUUAGAGAUAACCUCAAGUUCAAAAUGGCAUUUGCUGGAAUCCUGAGCGAAGCUGACAUCACUGCAGCCCUCGCAGCUUGCCAAGCUGCCGACUCUUUCAAGCACAAGGAGUUCUUCGCCAAGGUCGGCCUGGCUGCCAAGUCUGCCGAUGACGUCAAGAAGGCCUUCGCCGUCAUUGACCAGGACAAGAGCGGCUUCAUUGAGGAGGAGGAGCUGAAACUGUUCCUGCAGAACUUCUCCGCCGGUGCCAGAGCUCUGACCGACGCUGAGACAAAGACCUUCCUGCAGGCCGGUGACUCCGACGGUGAUGGCAAGAUCGGAGUUGAUGAGUUUGCCGCCAUGAUCAAGGGUUAAACGGACAAACUGACCAACAUCUGACUUCACUUCUCUAAAGGAACAACUUGAGCCAAGACAUACUCUCUUCUUCUCCUCUUCCCACUCAACUCUUUCUCGUAGACUCUCUGAAACACUUUUAUACACUUGACCUUUGACCCCCCCCUCCCAACCAACCACGGACAACCCGCUCUUUCUCUCUCUCUCAGGCAGCGCUCACCCCAGCGCGAUCCACGACGAGUGUACCUGACUAAGUGUAUGGCGUGGCUGACUUGUGUCUCUCUCUCUCUCUCUCUCACUUCUGUCGUUGUUUUACUGUGCGAGGUUUGCAUGCUGCGAGAUCAACUUUGAUGCACUUUUAUGGGAAACGGACGGACGAUGAGAAAACAAUAAAGGAUAUUUUUCAAUAACAAAA